GGGCGGCAAGGAGCGCGGCGCUGGUUAGUGGUCGGGGCUAGUGGGUGGCGGCGGGGCGCCCGCUGGAGCGGGAUGGCGGAUCCCGGAGCCGAAGCAGGGGAGCUCAGCCUCAUGGACAAAGGCAUCAAAAGUUUAGGAGAAUUACCUUUAAGUUCAGAACUUCACACGCUCAACUUGCACUGUAACCAGAUCUCCAGGAUUGAACGACUUGACCACUUGGUGAAUUUACAGCAUCUAGAUCUAUCAUCAAAUUGCAUACAUUGGAUUGAAGGAUUAAGCUCACUUUCCAAUCUGCGCAUCUUAAAUCUGGCUUGUAACUUAAUAACUAAAGUUGAAGGACUGGAAAAGUUAUUUAAUUUAACUAAAUUAAAUUUGUCUUACAACCGCAUAGAUGAUCUCACAGGAUUUUUAUAUCUCCGUGGACCCAAUUAUAAAAUUAGUCACAUUGAGCUUCACAGCAAUUGUAUUGGUAAUGUUAACCAUUUACUUCAGUGCCUGUGUGGAUUACAGUAUCUGACCAAACUUAUUUUAGAGAAAAAUGGAAAAAGUAAUCCAGUGUGUGCCAAAAUAGGUUACAGAGAGAUCCUGCUUCAGGCUUUACCCCAGCUAACUGUCCUAGAUGGAAAGAAUAUAUUUGGUGAACCAGUAAACUCAAUGGAAGCAAACUCAUCAGAUUUGAAGUGUUUGGAAGGACUUUUAGACUGUUUGGCUUCGUCCAGUUCUCCAGUUGAUAAAGAAGAGGUUUGGGAUGAUUUGCCUGUGAUAACACCCUGCAUUGAUCAAGUGUUAGCUCAGUUUCGUCAGCAUGCAGAUAGAUCAACCUGGCCCAGCACUACCUCUGCCACUGAGAUCAUAUCCUCUUCUGAGCAGGAAAGGAUUAAACUUGACAGUGACAUAAGAAUUAAAAAACUAGAGGCUCAGAUAGCGCACCUCAUGGAAAAGGUGGCUAAUUCUUCAAAAGGUGGCACUGCUCAGAAUGUUCUGAAAGCCAAGAGAGAGACUGAUGUCACUUCGGAGAGUGAUGGCGAAAGUGGAAAAGAAAACAGAAAGGUGGCAAAAAGAAGCAGGUUCCCUUAUAAUCGAAAAACAACUUUUUCUACCAAGAAUCACUCUCAGAGAGGGAAAAUCUCAGACAGGGGAGAAGUACAGACUUGCAUAAAGUCAAGAAAGCAGUUAUGCCAAGUCAAAGAAGAAGAAAAUUCAAGUCCGUCUUCAGAAAUACCAAGUCUGGAAGUAGUGGGGCAAUCAUCCCAAAAAUUGGGUGGGCAGAAAAUUCAGAAGAAAGCCCUAAAAAGUGUGGCUUCUAGUACUCAAGAAGAGUCAACUUACAGGGCACUAAUUCAAGAACUGGAUCAGGAGAGAGAGAAGAGAUGGAAGGCUGAGCAAGCUGAAAAGAAACUCAGUGAAAAUAUCAAAGAUCUGCAAAACCAAGCAAAAGAGGAAAAGAAUAUUCAAAGCAUGGCUGUUUAUACCACAGAUAGACUCAGAGAGCUGGUUUUGAGAGAGAGAGAUGCAAAGACAAAACUUCAGAUUAACAUACAACAACUGAAGGAAGAAGCCACAAGACUGAGCAAAGAAUUAGAGCAGUCAAAACAAAAAGAAAAGGAUCAACAAAAGGCACUGCAGACUUUAGAAGAGGCAUUGUCCAAGAUGGAGACACGAAGAGUACAGCAGCAAGCUUCAGAGAUGAAACAAAUUCGAGCAGCAGAACUUAAAGCUUCAGCAGCUGAGAGAGAAGUGCAGUUACUUAAAAUAUCUCUUCAGCAACAGAAAGAGAAGCUGGAAGAAGUCCAUGAACUUCUUACCUUGAGAGAACAAGAACACAGAAAAGCCCUUGAAACUAGAGUUACAUUAAAUGGCUCAGAGUUCCAAGAAGCUCUGUCAAAAGAAAUUUCUAGAGAACAACAGAAUCAUGAACAUCAUGUUAAAGAACUUCAGGAGAAAAUCCAUCUGUUAAACCAGAAUUACAAGGAAUUAGAAGAUGAGUUUCGUAUUGCAUUGACAAUAGAAGCCAAAAGAUUUACAGAGGUUAAAGAAGCCUUUGAUGCAGUUGCUGCUGAGUUGGCAGAACACAAGCGUAUUCUUGUCCAGUCUCAGCAAAAGGAAAAGCAAUCAGCUAGUCUAAUACAAGAGCUGACAUCCAUGGUAAAAGAACAAAAAGCAAAGAUCACUGAAGUAGUCAAAUCAAAGCAACAAACAACAUACAACUUGAAAAGUCAGAUCCGAACACUUGAAAAUAUGAUGGAAGAAGACAAACAGAAGACUAUUCAACUUGCACUUCUUAAAGAGGAAAAAUCAAAACUUAUUUCACAGAUAACAGCCCAGGAGUCCGUCAUUGAUGGAUUAAAAGCAGAAAGGAAAAUAUGGGGACAGGAGCUGGCACAACAGGGAGCUUCACUUGCUCAAGAUCGAGGAAAAUUAGAAGCCAGAAUAGAAGUUCUAACUAGUGAAAUUGAGGUUCUGAAAAAGCAAAAUGAAUGUAACAACGAUGCAUUGAAGAUUAAGUCUAAAAUUGUAGAAGAUCAAACAGAGACCAUUAGAAAGUUAAAAGAAGCCUUACAGGAACGAGAUGAGCAAAUAAGAAAGCGUCGUGAAGAAAGUACUGAAAAUCAGAAGAGGCUUCAGGUACAACUGGAAGAAAAAGAUACUCAGCUUGAUGACUUAAUGGAAAAGUUACAAAGGCAAAAUGAAAGAAAAGAGGAGCUAAAACAACAGUUGCAAGAAAAAAAUGCAGAGCUUGAAGAUAUCAAGAAAUCCUAUAGUGCAAUGAAUAAAAAGUGGCAAGAGAAAGGAGGACUGUUGAGCAAACUGGAAGCACAAGUUAAGCAAAUGAAAGAAAAAUUUGAUAUCAAGGAGAAACAGCUGAUUGAGGAGAGGGAUAAAAGUCUUCAAGCUCAGAAGGCUAUGAUGGAAAAGCUGCAUUAUAUGGAUGAUGCUUUUCGAAGACAACUUGAAUCAACACUAGCAGCACAUCAAGCAGAAUUACUACAGCUAGCAAAUGAAAAGCAAAAAGAAAUUGUGGCAGCAAAUGAAAAGGUUUACCAAGUGGAAGAAGAAAUGCGUCAACUACUACAAGAAACUGCAAGCAAUAAAAAGGCAAUGGAAGAGAAAAUUAAACGACUUACAGUUGCUUUGAGUGACAUUCAGCAGGAACUCUGAAAUACAUGAUACCUGGCACUUUUAGGGCCUUACUAAAUUCAGGAAAACAGUAAGCUAUUUAAUGCCUGCAACCAGAGAAAAUUCCACUAGAAAAAUGCUGCAUAUGGGGCACUUCUAUUUGCACUUUAUGUACAAUAUUUUCAAAAUAAAUAGCGUUCAUUGUACUGUC
Messenger RNA from Varanus komodoensis (Komodo dragon), 3328 nucleotides. It is a transcript of the gene LRRCC1, whose product is annotated as leucine rich repeat and coiled-coil centrosomal protein 1. Bases 73 to 3159 code for a protein of 1028 amino acids. The transcript is spliced from 19 exons. Gene Ontology annotation, cellular component: centrosome; cytoplasm. Lineage: Eukaryota; Metazoa; Chordata; Lepidosauria; Squamata; Varanidae. The record is from RefSeq and is a predicted model, not a curated record. Gene Ontology annotation, molecular function: protein binding.